AUGGUGGCCAAAAUAAAGAACCUUCGCUUCUUAGGAAAGUUUGCUACCCAUCAUGCAAUCAAAGUGAACACGGAGAAAGGCGGACAAUAUUUGAUUGAACGUACGUCAGAUAAAGAUCCUAAAGAUCCUAAAUCCACGGAUGGCAAAUGGAAACUUAAGGAGUUUCAUAAUUGUAAAGAUGGUACUAUUACACUCGAGCAGGACAAAAAAGAUGAGUUCGACAAAAAAGCAUAUAAUCUUCUGACCGCCAAUUGUCAACAAGCUACCAAAAAAUCCAUUAGUCAAAUUCUGCUUAUUCCGAUAUAUGGACGACCUCCCAAACUCAAGCAUCGACCUCCCGAACUCGAGCAUCGACUUCUCAAACUCAAACAUCGACUUCCCAAACUCGAACGCCAACAUCCCAAACUCGAGCAUCGACCUCAAGGCAAAAAAGAAAGUAAUACUCCUAUAAAUUGA
This is a messenger RNA of Rhizophagus irregularis DAOM 181602=DAOM 197198, 456 nucleotides long. Lineage: Eukaryota; Fungi; Glomeromycota; Glomeromycetes; Glomerales; Glomeraceae. The record is from RefSeq and is a predicted model, not a curated record.